Mugil cephalus (flathead mullet) is the source of this 1656-nucleotide messenger RNA. Its product is annotated as uridylate-specific endoribonuclease C-like. The record is from RefSeq and is a predicted model, not a curated record. Gene Ontology annotation, molecular function: RNA endonuclease activity. The transcript has 7 exons. Lineage: Eukaryota; Metazoa; Chordata; Actinopteri; Mugiliformes; Mugilidae. The coding region runs from base 75 to 947 and encodes 290 amino acids.
AUGAUCGACAGCCCAUAUGACAGCUCCCAAACAACGGUAGUUUUUCUGUGAGGUAAAAACAUUUCCACGAAAUCAUGGCGAGAGGUCAACAGGUCAGCCAGGAGCUCAGUGAGGUCCUAAACCAACUCUGGUCUCUGGACAAAAACCGCCUCAGACCGGGGACCGAUUACAAAAUUUCCCUUCAGGGGAGAGCAGGUUAUGUUGCUCAGGGUAGUAACUAUGCUAGAGACCGGGCGAGCGAUCCACUCUUCACGUAUGUCAACGAAGACAAACUGAAGCACAUCGAGACAUAUGCACAUUUCAUCAACUUGCUGGACAACUACGAGACGUCCACGGGCGUGUCCGAGACGGUCACUUCAGAGGAGCUUAAAGAGAACAGGCUCUUUAUUGACUCCAUCGUGGAGACGGAUGUCAUGAAGUGCGCCCACAAGUAUCUGGUCAGGAAGGGCCAGUCGCCUGCAGACCUUGGACAGUUCAAGAAACAGCUGUACGACAUCUGGUUCCGUCUCUACCACCGGGACCGAAGUGGAGGUGAAGAUUCCUGUGGAUUUGAACAUGUGUUUGUUGGAGAAACCAAACACGGCCACGAGAUCAUGGGUCUCCACAACUGGGUCCAGUUCUACCUGCAGGAGAAGCACGGCCACGUGGACUAUAAAGGGUACAAAGCAAGAGCCAACAAAGAUACACCUGAUGAGGACGACCAUGUCCUGAACCUGCAGUUCAGCUGGAAAGGUUUGGUGAAGCCGGUCGGCGGCUCCUUCAUCGGCGUCAGUCCGGAGUUCGAGGUCGCUCUCUUCACCAUCAUCUUCCUCAUGUCCAACGAGAAGAUGACGUCCGCGGUGGUGAAAGUGGACGAGUACAUGCUGGAGCUGGUGGUGUAUCGGCACGGGCGAUCCAUCGGCACGUCCUACCCCAAACUGCUCAGCAGCAACAACAGGGAUCUGUAGGAUUCCACCACCCCAGUUAACGACUGAAUGUUUUUAAACUAGUAUAAAAUCUUAAAACAAACCUCGGUCAAGUUCAGGAUUAUAUUAUCAAAAGGCUGAUAUCAUGUACGUUGUCGUGUGCUUUCCGUUCGUUAUCCCCUUAUGAAGGAUUGUCUUGUCUUUAUAAAAGUAUUUCCAUUGCUAUGCUGCCCCUGUCACAGAAACCUAAUCAUGCAAUUUUUUAAUUUAAAGUGUAAUUUGAAGUUAAUUCACAGAGAGGAAUUGUUACAGAUAGUAUUAAUAAUACAGAAAUAUAACAUAAAGAUAUGUGGCUGAAACUCCUCCAGUUGACUGAAAAGACAGGGAAAACAUAGCAUCAUAUAAAUGUUUUAAAGACUGUUACAAGCCGUCCGUUAUUGAGACUUUAGAAAAUAUAUAGGAGCCGGAAAUCUGAGUAUAAAUGUAGAAAAUCUGAAAUACAUACUGUGUAAUAAUAUCUAAACUAGAAAAGAAAUGUAAGAAAAAUGUAAAACAUAUCCUUUUUUCUGAUGAAACAUUGCUUAUUUGUGCUUAAUAUUGUAUUCUGUGCUCUAUAUCCAGUUAUAUAUCACAAUCAUAUGUCUGUUACACAUUUUGUAAACUGUUGUGUAUUUUCUUUUUUGACUUUUUUAAACGUCAAUGCCAUGACACACGUUUAACGUGACAAUGAAAAUAAAACAUGAAUAUCUAA